Molecule: messenger RNA, 2892 nt
Organism: Dalotia coriaria
Lineage: Eukaryota; Metazoa; Arthropoda; Insecta; Coleoptera; Staphylinidae
Gene: aralar1
Product: calcium-binding mitochondrial carrier protein aralar1
Exons: 11
Coding region: 309-2342 (677 amino acids)
Biological process (GO): L-glutamate transmembrane transport; malate-aspartate shuttle; aspartate transmembrane transport
Molecular function (GO): calcium ion binding; L-glutamate transmembrane transporter activity; L-aspartate transmembrane transporter activity
Source: RefSeq, a predicted model, not a curated record
UGCACGUUGCCGACGCCUGAUGCCCGCAGGCCCAUACACAUUGCCGGUGCCACAGUGCCAGCGAUUAUGCCGACCGAGCCGCGCGCUCCCCACGGUCCUCCUCCACGUCUCACCAAAUCGACGAAACGUGUCCGAAAAGACUGAAAACCCGAUAUUUUCCGCGCGCUGUGUUCAUAAUUUUUAAACUAUUUCCUAAGUUAUCGAACCGCAACGGUUUUAACCUUCGUUUGGGCGCGAAACGAUUACUGUGCACCGCGUAGUGUGGUAGAGUAAUUAACUGCAUAAUUGUGUUCCGAUAUUCGGUGGGAAUGAGCACGUUUCUAGGCAAGUUGUUCGCACAGGCACAGUGUCAAGAGGGAGGUGGUUAUUUAAAACGAGCCAACCCCGACCAGUUGCACGCGAUCUUCAACAAGUACGCGUCGAUCGAGCAGAAUGGCGAGCGGUUCAUGAACGCGGAUGAUUUCGUCCGCCGAUAUUUGAAGCUGUUUGAAGGCGACAACGUCAACAAGGACUCGGUGCGUCUGCUCGCCGGCAUCGUCGACACCAACAAGGAUAACUUAAUCAGCUAUGCGGAGUUUCAAGCCUUCGAGGGGCUGCUUUGCUUCCCGGACGCGCUCUACAAGACUGCUUUCCAGCUCUUUGAUACCAACGGCAAUGGCGUCGUUAGUUUUUCUGAAUUCGUGGAAGUUAUGCGUAAGACUGUCCUGCAUGAACGGAUACCGUUCAAUAUGGAAUCGCCGUUUAUCCAGCUGUAUUUCGGAAGGAAUAAACAACGCGCGAUUAGCUACUCGGAGUUCAGUCAGUUCCUGCAUGAUUUCCACGAGGAGUACGCGAUUGAAGGCUUCCGGAAAGCGGAUAAGGAUGGAACUGGGUUUAUAUCCGAGCUGGACUUCCAGGAUAUUAUGAUCAACAUCAAGAGCCACCUGCUUACCAAGCAGGUGCAGUCGCACCUCAUUGAGACGGCCAGCGGCAGUCAGACCGGACACAAAGUUAGCUUUCCCUACUUCAUCGCCUUCAACUCGCUGCUGAAUAAUAUGGAGCUGGCGAAGCGCAUUUAUUUGAAUGUGACCAACGGCCAUCGCAAUCAGGAAGUGAGCAAAGAGGAGUUCAUGCACUCGGCGCAGGUGAUGUCGCAGAUGACGCCGCUUGAAGUUGAUAUUUUGUUUCAACUCUGCGAUGUGCUGCAUCAAUCUGGGAGGAUCGUCUACAAUGAUCUCAGCGCGAUUGCCCCCGAGCAGUAUUUCAAGCAGAUUACUAAUAGAUUGGCUGAAAUUCAUGCUGUUUCGGGUCCUGAAGACCGUGGCGUCGUUAUCCAGAUGCUGGAGAGUGCCUAUCGCUUUUCCCUGGGUGCUGUGGCCGGAGCUGUGGGAGCAACGGCGGUUUAUCCAAUCGAUCUGGUGAAGACACGCAUGCAGAAUCAACGGACAGGCUCAUUUGUCGGCGAAUUGAUGUACAGGAACAGCGUUGAUUGCUUUAAAAAAGUAAUCAGACACGAGGGUGUGUUUGGCCUUUAUCGCGGUUUAGUGCCGCAAUUACUCGGCGUUGCACCUGAGAAAGCCAUCAAACUGACAGCUAACGAUUUUAUCCGAGACAAAUUCUAUGAUAAACACGGUAACAUUCCAAUUUACGGUGAAAUCUUUGCUGGAGGUUUCGCCGGUGGCUGCCAAGUAGUCUUCACAAAUCCCCUGGAAAUCGUCAAAAUCCGCCUCCAGGUAGCCGGUGAAAUCGCAGGCGGCACAAAAGUGAGAGCAUGGCCUGUAGUGAAAGAACUAGGCGUAAUGGGCUUGUACAAAGGCGCGCGUGCGUGUUUAAUGCGUGACAUGCCCUUCAGCGCCAUCUAUUUCCCUAUGUACGCACACACCAAAGCCGCAAUGGCGGACGAAAACGGCUACAAUAGCCCACUGACACUUUUACUCGCCGGUGCAGUGUCCGGUAUUCCUGCAGCUUCACUAGUUACACCCGCAGACGUAAUAAAAACAAGAUUACAAGUCGUUGCGCGUGCUGGACAGACAACUUACACUGGUAUCAUGGAUGCAGCGAGGAAAAUCUACAAAGAGGAAGGACCACGCGCAUUCUGGAAGGGAACAACUGCUCGAGUUUUUCGCUCAUCGCCACAGUUUGGUGUCACACUCUUCACCUACGAGCUGCUACAGCGUUACCUAUACAUAGACUUCGGCGGAACUCGCCCGACGGGUUCAGAGCUUAAAGUGAUGGAGAACGAUCCAAAAUCACGGCAUCCGGACCAAAUCGGCGGCUAUUCAGUCGCGCAGCCGAUUUUCACCGGCAUCGAGACCAAGUUCGGCCUCUGCCUACCGAAAUUCAGCCGCCCUCCAACUAAUUAACUCAAUACUUGUACGUUUAGCGAACAUUUCACCACCGGAUUUCUUCAUUUUCUUGCCAAUUUACGAAUAUUAUUCACAACUUGCUGCUGAGUUUUGAAGGAAUAUGUGAUAACGCGUUUCAAAUGUUUACGAAUUGUUAGGAAGCGACGCCUUAAAGCCCUUUAAAACGGUUGAGAACGAUUCUAUUGCAGGACAUAACCACAAAGUGAUAAUUAAUUGAUUAAUGGUCGUAAAAAUGUGAGAACACUUCCUAUUUUUCUAAUAAUCGUCUAAAAAUCGCUCUAAAAUCAACCAGAUUAACAAAUGUCAUAAUGUUGUUAGUUUAACACGUGUAGAAUAACGGUCUGAAACAUCUAUGAAAGAAUUAUAAUGUUAACUUGUUUAGAAAAUAAGAAAAACGUGAUUUGUUUGUCUCAGACCGGUGUUCUACACUAUUGAAGUGUUAGGUUAGAAUGAAAAGACAUACCAAUGCAAACAACUAAAAAAACGAAAUUAAUUGUAAAUCUAGGCAGUACUAGAUGCAUUUACCAAAUAUACUUUUAAUUUUUGA